CCCAAACCAAAUAGGAAAAGAAAUCCUUGUCUCUCUGGGACGCUGUCUCCCUAUAUAUAUACACACUAGGCUGUCACAAUUCUAAACACCGUUUUCAGAGCCGCACGGUCUUUCAAUCUCUCUCUCUCUCUCUUUCCUUUUUUUCUUGGUGUUCUGAUCUCUUCGCCGAGAUAUGGCAAAUCAAAGUGAAGAUGCUUCCGACACCGCAAGUGCGCAGGUUGUUGGCAAUGCCUUUGUGUCUCAGUAUUAUAGUAUUCUGCAUACAAAUCCAGAGGAGGUUCACAAGUUUUAUAACAGUUCUAGUGUGCUCAACCGACUUGGGGCUGAUGGUGUGAUGAGCUCGAUUACUACCUUGGAGGCCAUUAAGGACAAGAUACUCUCCUUGGAUCACCUGAACUAUCAGGUUGAAAUAUUGACUGCUGAUUCUGAGCUUUCAUUUAACAAUGGGGUGAUUGUUCUAGUUACUGGUAUUUUAACUGGAAAGGAAGAUACUGGAAGGAAAUUCAGUCAAGUUUUCUUUCUAGCCCCUCAAGAGAAUGGCUACUUCGUCUUGAACGAUGUUUUUAGGUUCAUAUCUGAAUCUGUGGAGGUUGAUACUGUGGAAAAUAAUCAUAUUGAAGAAAGUGCUCCAAAAGCUCCUUUGAUAACUGAUCCUAAACCUACUGUUUCUGUGUCAAAUCAAACAACCUCAUUGGCCAAUGGGAAGAUGCCCAUUAGUGAAAAAAGGGUUGCUGAGGAUCUUCCAAAGAAAGCUGAGGAUCUUCCAAAGAAAGCUGAGGAUCUUCCUAAGAAGUCUGAGGAUCUUUCAAAGAAGUCUGAGGAUGUUCCGAAGAAAACCUUUGCAUCAGUGGUGCAAUUAUUGAAGGACAACAGUGCUCCAUUCCAAUCGAGGGUUCCACCUGUUAAACCUGCUGAACCAUCCCGUGCAUCUGCAGCAACUGAAGCUACAGCUCCUAGUAGCAACAGUACCAGGGAAAAGAUUGAUGAUCAUGCAGCUAAGACUCAUGCCAUAUUUGUACCAAAUCUGCCUAUGAAUGCAACUGUUGAACAACUUGAAGCGGUUUUCAAGAAUUUUGGGCCUAUUAAGCAUAAUGGUAUUCAAGUUAGAAGUAGCAAGCAACAGGGGACAUGUUUUGGUUUUGUGGAAUUUGAAUCUGCCAGUUCGAUGCAAAGUGCUAUUGAGAAGUCUCCAAUUGAAAUGUUGGAUCGUGAAGUUCGCAUUGAGGAAAGGCGAGCUAACAAUGACAGAGGGAGGUUUUCAGGACGGGCUGGUUAUCGAAACGAUAACUUUAGGGGCCGUGGAAACUUCAGUGGUGGAAAUUUUAGCGGAGGCCGUGGCUAUGGGAGAAAUGACUUUGAGAGGCGAGGUGAUUUCUCAAAUCGAACUCGUGGUAAUGCUGGACGGAAUGAAGAAACUGGCCAUAGGGUCUACCAAAAUGGUGGAGGGAAAGCCACCCGCCAAGCCAGUCAAGGCAGCAUGAGCUAGGUUGUGACUGCUCCUUUUGCUCCAGUUUUGUUGAGAAUAGUACCUUUGUCUUUUGAUUACAUAGGAAUUUUAGUCAAACAGCGGCAUUAUAGGGGGUUUUUUUUUUUUUCCUUUUCUGGCUCAAGAGUUUUUAACUUUUUGGUAGUUUUAUUUUUUAUUUUAGUUUCUCAGUUAAAUUGGAAAAAUUGUAACUACGUUAUUUAUGGAAUAAUUUUUUUGAAAGGUUAAUUAGUGAUGUGCUUAAUAUAAUUGUGUGCUUGUCUC
Quercus robur (English oak) is the source of this 1750-nucleotide messenger RNA. RefSeq names its product nuclear transport factor 2. The record is from RefSeq and is a predicted model, not a curated record. Gene Ontology annotation, cellular component: cytosol; ribonucleoprotein complex. Gene Ontology annotation, molecular function: mRNA binding. Lineage: Eukaryota; Viridiplantae; Streptophyta; Magnoliopsida; Fagales; Fagaceae. Bases 173 to 1486 code for a protein of 437 amino acids. The transcript is spliced from 9 exons.